AUGGCGGACCAGGGACAACAACACCCAAGGAGGCAGCGUACAUUUCGCCCAAGAAGAGACAUCUUUGAAGGAUACAACGAUGCAGAACUUAUCAAGAGAUUUCGGCUCGACCACGCUGGGAUAGUAACAAUGGCAGACUUGGUGGUAGACCGGCUUCAGAGCAGGACAGAAAGGAAUCGACCGCUGAAUCCUGAGACAAAGGUGGCUAUUACUCUAAGAUAUUUAGCCACUGGUGAAAUGCAACAGUGCAGCUGUGACGACUUUGGGACAACGCACCCUACGAUCAACCCUGUGAUCACCCAGACGAUAGAUGCAUUGUCUCACCCAGACUUUGUUCGCCAGUACGUAAAGUUCCCAUGCACACGGCAAGAAGUACAACGGAAGCAGGAAGAAUUUAUGGAAAUCAGUGGCUUUGUGGUUGUUGUGGCAGCAAUAGACGGCACACACACAAGAAUUGUGGCUCCCACUGUUAAUGAACACUUGUACAUCAAUAGAAAACGCUACCACAGCAUAAACGUUCAAGUGGUGUGUGAUGCCAAGUAUAGAUUACUUGGCAUUUUGGCAAGGUGGCCUGGAUCAGUACAUGAUGCCAGGAUAUUGGAUGAAUCAGGCCUCAAAGGACUAUUUGAACGGAAUGAAGUUCCAAGAGGAUGCUACAUGCUGGGGGAUAGUAGCUAUCCAUGCAAAAAUUGGCUGCUAACACCCUAUCUGAAUCAUCUUCCUGGCCCACAAGCUAAUUAUAACAGAUUUCACAAGACGGCAUGCUGUGUUGUGAAGAAGACCAUUGGACAGCUGAAGCGCAGGUUUCACGUUCUUUAUGGUGAAGUGCGGCUGAGCCCAGAGAAGACAUGCAAGAUUGUCUAUGCCUGUGCAUUGCUCCACAAUAUUUGCAAGCAGCGAAACCUUCCACUGCCUAAUGAUGAGGAGGAAGUAGCUCAUCCCUAUGCAGAUGGAGAAGUGGACCCAAAUCCACCCAGACCUACUGCCCAUAAUGGUCAUCCAUUCCGGGAUUGCAUUGCCAAUUUCCACUUCAGUGUGGAUGAAUGA
This is a messenger RNA of Scylla paramamosain (green mud crab), 1047 nucleotides long. RefSeq names its product putative nuclease HARBI1. The transcript has 3 exons. NCBI's taxonomy places the organism in Eukaryota, Metazoa, Arthropoda, Malacostraca, Decapoda, Portunidae. The record is from RefSeq and is a predicted model, not a curated record. Bases 1 to 1047 code for a protein of 348 amino acids.